GGCGAGCCCAGCUCCGCAGCCGCCAGCGCCAAGUUUGGCCGCGCCGCCGCCACCGCCGCCCGCACCAUGUCCGCGGCCGGCUACAUGGACUUCGUGGCUGCCCAGUGUCUGGUGUCCAUCUCGAACCGCGCCGCCGGGCCGGAGCACGGGGGAGGCGCCCCGGACAGCGAGCGGCUGCGGCGACCCGAGCGCGAGAUGGUGACCAAGGAGCACGGCGAGCCGGGGGACACCUGGAAGGACUACUGCACACUCGUCACCAUCGCCAAGAGCUUGCUGGACCUGAACAAGUACCGACCCAUCCAGACCCCCUCGGUGUGCAGCGACAGCCUGGAGAGCCCCGACGAGGACAUGGGAUCCGACAGCGACGUGACCACCGAAUCUGGGUCGAGUCCUUCCCACAGCCCCGAGGAGAGACAGGAGCCUGGCGGCGCGCCCAGCCCGCUCUCCCUCCUCCACCCCGGAGUGGCGGCGAAGGGAAAACACGCCUGCGAGAAGAGGCACAAGUGCCCCUACAGCGGCUGCGGGAAAGUCUACGGGAAGUCCUCCCAUCUCAAAGCCCACUACCGAGUGCACACAGGCGAGCGGCCCUUCCCCUGCACGUGGCCAGACUGCCUUAAAAAGUUCUCCCGCUCGGACGAGCUGACCCGUCACUACCGGACCCACACCGGCGAGAAGCAGUUCCGCUGCCCGCUGUGCGAGAAGCGCUUCAUGCGCAGCGACCACCUCACCAAGCACGCCCGGCGCCACACCGAGUUCCACCCCAGCAUGAUCAAGAGGUCGAAAAAGGCGCUGGCCAGCCCGUUGUGAGGCGCCCCCGACCGCGUCCGACCCCCUUCCCGACCCCGCGCGGCCGC
Molecule: messenger RNA, 854 nt
Organism: Ochotona curzoniae (black-lipped pika)
Lineage: Eukaryota; Metazoa; Chordata; Mammalia; Lagomorpha; Ochotonidae
Product: Krueppel-like factor 9
Exons: 2
Coding region: 67-807 (246 amino acids)
Biological process (GO): regulation of transcription by RNA polymerase II
Molecular function (GO): DNA-binding transcription factor activity, RNA polymerase II-specific; RNA polymerase II cis-regulatory region sequence-specific DNA binding
Source: RefSeq, a predicted model, not a curated record